GGAGAGGGGCGCUCGGGGACUAGGUACGGAGCCGCUCCCGCUUCUGCUCCCGGGGCGGGAGGAGGCAGGUGAGAAGCUGGGGUCGCAGGGCCGGGUGGCGCGAGGUUUGACGCUGAGACCCAGGACGACCUCGGGCCGGGCUCCCGGCUUCUCUGGCUCAGUGUCCCCGACUCUGGGAGUCCGUCCCGAGCGGUCGGCGAACUUGAAUCUGAAGUGGUUUGGAGCUUUGGACCAGCAGUAGGCUUCCCGGUUCCGAGCCUCAGUUUCCACCGCUAAGAAACGGGAUCACGAUAGUACAUGGCUUGUUGUGCGGUUCGUGUCUUAUAUUAAGGAUUGUCAGGAGCCAUGCUGUCAGAAGUCCUGCUGGUGUCUGCUCCAGGGAAAGUCAUCCUUCACGGAGAGCACGCCGUGGUCCACGGCAAGGUGGCACUGGCUGUGGCCUUGAACUUGAGAACAUUCCUCCGGCUUCAGCCCCACAGCAAUGGGAAAGUGUGCCUCAACUUACCAAACAUUGGCGUCAAGCAGGCCUGGGAUGUGGCCAGGCUUCAGCUGCAGGACACGAGCUUUCUGGAGCAAGGUGACGCCACGGCGCCCACUGCAGAGCAAGUGGAGAGGCUGAAGGAGGUGGCGGGCUUCCCCGAGGACGGCGCCAGCCCCGAGCGCCUGGCCGUGCUGGCCUUCCUCCACUUGUACCUGUCCAUCGGCCGGAAGCAGAGGGCCCUGCCCAGCCUGGACGUCAUGGUGUGGUCACAGCUGCCCACCGGGGCCGGCCUGGGUUCCAGCGCUGCCUACUGUGUGUGUAUGGCCGCCGCUCUCCUGACUGUAUGUGAGGAGAUCCCAAACCCACAGAAGGACGGGGAGUCCGCCAGCAGGUGGACCGUGGAGGAUUUGGAAUUAAUUAACAAGUGGGCCUUCCAGGGGGAGAGAGUGAUUCAUGGGAACCCCUCCGGAGUGGACAACGCCGUCAGCACCUGGGGAGGAGCACUCCGAUUCCAACAAGGAAAGAUCUCCUCCCUAAAGAGAUCGCCGAGAGCUUAGAGGGAGAAGUCAUGCAUGGCUGUGCCGGUCACUUUCCGGAGAGCGACUGCUCCCCCAGACCCCUGGCCUGUCAGUCAUUUAAUCCAUGCGCUUGUGUAUUCAUUUUGCAAACCAGAAUUGAUAUCUGCCUGUGUUCCUGGGCGACGCUGUACUAGGGUCUCGGGCUAUACAGUUGAGUCGCAG
This is a messenger RNA of Leptonychotes weddellii (Weddell seal), 1221 nucleotides long. Lineage: Eukaryota; Metazoa; Chordata; Mammalia; Carnivora; Phocidae. The record is from RefSeq and is a predicted model, not a curated record.